Molecule: messenger RNA, 2161 nt
Organism: Alligator sinensis (Chinese alligator)
Lineage: Eukaryota; Metazoa; Chordata; Crocodylia; Alligatoridae
Gene: ADPRH
Product: ADP-ribosylarginine hydrolase
Exons: 4
Coding region: 11-1213 (400 amino acids)
Biological process (GO): protein de-ADP-ribosylation
Molecular function (GO): magnesium ion binding; ADP-ribosylarginine-[protein] hydrolase activity
Source: RefSeq, a predicted model, not a curated record
CCGGAAGUGAAUGACAGCACUGCCUGCCAAUAGGGCAGCCCUUGGAAAGGAAGGGGCUGCUUUCACUUUCCCCGUGUUGCAGGCCUUUUUCUUCUAUCAAAACACAUUGUGGCUGUGGAGGCAAAGCAUGUGUUCUAGUCUGAUUGAGAACUACGUGGCGGCUAUGGUGCUGAGCGCAGCUGGUGAUGCUCUGGGCUAUUACAAUGGACAAUGGGAGUUCCUCCGGAGUGGCAAGGAGAUUCAUAAGCAGCUGGCAAAGAUGGGAGGCCUGGACAAGAUUAAUAUAUCGGACUGGAAAGUCAGUGAUGACACCGUGAUGCACCUGGCGACAGCAGAAGCCCUGAUAGCUGCUGGGGAACAGCCUAAGCUCCCACAGCUAUAUUCCCUCCUAGCGAAGCACUACAAGGACUGCAUGGCCGACAUGAAGGGUAGAGCUCCAGGUUCUACUUGCAUUACGAAUGCAGCAAUGCUGCAGCCAGACAAACCAGAGGGCUGGAGGAUCCCAUUCAGUAAGACAGCAGGAGGAUGUGGAGCUGCGAUGCGGUCCAUGUGCAUUGGGCUGAGGUUCCAUCAUCCUGAGCAGCUGGACACAUUGAUUGAAGUCAGCAUUGAGAGUGGACGAAUGACCCAUCAUCAUCCAACUGGCUAUCUGGGAUCCCUGGCUUCUGCUCUCUUUACUGCCUAUGCUGUGAAUCGCAAACCCCCUCAACAAUGGGGAAAAGGGCUGAUGGAAGUGCUGCCGAAGGCUAAAGCUUAUGUCCAGAAGGCAGGUUACUUUGUGGAAGAGAACGUGGAGCACUGGUCCUAUUUUGAAGAGCAGUGGAGAAAAUACCUGAAGAUGAGGGGUAUUUUGGAUGGGGUAUCUUCUCCUACCUUCCCAAAAGCAUAUGGCGUGAAGGAGAGAGAUAUAUUUUAUACCUCCGUGAGUUACUCUGGUUGGGGAGGCAGCAGUGGGCACGAUGCCCCAAUGAUUGCUUAUGAUGCCAUGCUUGGUGCAGGUAACUCCUGGACAGAGCUUACUCACAGGGCCUUUUUCCAUGGUGGUGACAGCGACUCUACGGCUGCCAUUGCUGGGUGCUGGUGGGGAGCCAUGUAUGGUCUUGAAGGAGUCGGUGUAAAUCUUUAUAGACAGCUGGAGUUCAAAGAGAGGCUAGAGACUGUAGCAGAGUCUUUGUAUCAGAUAAGUUGGCCAUAUAAAGGUGAUGACUCUUGAAAUCACAUGUCAAACUAGUUUCAGCCCAUGCAAGUAUGUGUAAGCUUCUUGUGCUUUUUCAGUUAAUGUGUAGUACAAAACCCCCAGCAUUAAAGCAACCUGGCAUAGCAGCUGUCUUUUUGGCUUCCUGACAGCACUAGCAUAAAUGCACUUCUAGAAGAAUCAAAGCAUGGACAGUUGGGCUAAGACUUUGUAAGCAAUUGUUAGCAUGUCUGCAGCCUCUCUCCCCUAGCCCUCUCCCUCCCAGCUCCAGUGCUGUAGUCAGGAUGGGAGAAAGCAGGGAAGGGAGCUUCAUUUUGGGGUUUGCCUAGCAUGGCCUUGAGGCAGGGGUGGGUGGAUUGGAGCCCCCCACUGCAUCACCUUAGCCCUGCUCCCAAAGGGACAAACAUAUAUUAAUGAAGGUACUCUGCUUUGGAGUGCCUUCAUCUAAACCCUCAUUAAAUGAAGGUUAAUUUGUUGCAUGACUGGCCACUUUUAAAGCACUCUACAGUCAUACACUUCUGUCAGGGCAAGGUUGUAGGUCCUUUCAAGGGGCUGAUCAUGAGACAAAUCACUUCUGUCUGUGCCCCAAGUGAUUUUUAAGGGCUUUCCCUAGAACAGAUACAGCAGAGGCUGUGCCAAGGCAAAUCUCCCUUCCUUCAUCUACCAUCAUUUAAGUGACUAUCCUCCUGCUACAAGGAGCCCCCCCUGCUACAUGUCCUUUGUCUUCCUGCUCUAUGGCAGUCACUUAGCUUGGUUUAAACUAGAUGGCUAUUGCUAGCAGCACAGAUCAGUGCCAAAGGGGCUGCCAGUUGUUAGGCCAGACUGAGUGCAGUGUUGCUGCAAGCUAUUAGGGCUGUGCUGAUUCGAUUUGGAGGAGAUUCAGCCCGAUUCGGUGGCCAAAUCUCCAAUUCUGAAUUGAAUCAGGGGACCAAUAAAAAGGUCCAAAUUGAUUUGAAGCUCUCCGAA